UUAAAAAAUCCAGACCAUCAUGAGCAAGGCUGCGGUUGCAGUCGAUGGGCGUCGGCGAGAAAUUGAUGAUGAAUACGCUGAAUUGCGAAAAGAAUUGGCUGCGUGCAGAGAUCAGCAUGCGAGGCAGAUGUCAGUUCUUGAUGAAACUUCUGCAAAGCUCAGAAACUUAUUUUCAGAAAAUGAUUCUCUUCAGAGUGAAGCCCUCCGAAGAAACCAUGUGGAAAUGGAAGAAAUGAAGACUUCUGAAGCAGAGUUGACAAUGCGUGUUGGAGAUCUCACUGCUGCGAAAGAUGCACUCACAUUGGAGUGUACCAGUUUACGGGAAAAGUUGGAGGCGGUCCAUCAUGAGACUUUUCAAUUGAAAUCACAGUUGGGCUCCAAAGAGCAGACUUUAGCAUUGGAGUUGAGUUUGAAGAGAAAGGCAGAAGCCAGAAAUGAACACUUGCAAUCAGAGCUUUGUGCAUUGGAAUCCAGGUAUGCCAAGCAAGGAACGCAUGUUCAGCUGUUGCUUCGAGAGAAAGAACGUUUAUGGAGCCGAUUGAACCGCUCUAGGGCAGCAAGCGAUUCAACAAGGAAGGAGAGUUGCAAGGAACCUCAAGCAGACUUGCCAAAAGAAUGUCAAGCAAAGGUGCAAACUUCGUCGUUGAGAAUCUCACGCGAGUCAUCAGCAAAGGUGCGAACUUCUUCAGCAGUUGCCGAGCUAGAGCGAAAGUUGUGGCACACCCAGAAGGCGUUGGAUCGUGAACGAGCAAGUCAUGAGACAACCAAGUCUGAGCUUGCAGCUAGUGGGGCAAUCAAUCAGGGUGAUUGCAGCGGGGGUUGCUGAGAGGCCAGAUGACUUGCGUGUGAAGAUGCAGAAAACAUUUUUUUUUGUUUCGCAAGGAA
Molecule: messenger RNA, 885 nt
Organism: Durusdinium trenchii
Lineage: Eukaryota; Dinophyceae; Suessiales; Symbiodiniaceae
Source: the annotation of a GenBank genome assembly